Triticum aestivum (bread wheat) is the source of this 1750-nucleotide messenger RNA. RefSeq lists its product as uncharacterized. NCBI's taxonomy places the organism in Eukaryota, Viridiplantae, Streptophyta, Magnoliopsida, Poales, Poaceae. The record is from RefSeq and is a predicted model, not a curated record. The coding region runs from base 1 to 1182 and encodes 393 amino acids. The transcript is spliced from 6 exons.
AUGAGGAGGUUAAGUACCAGCCUGGUCGGUGGUUCUAGUGCAAGAACUCAUUCAUGCUUUGUAUAUUCCGGCCACUCCUCUGUAGUUCACCAGAGGAACAAUGUGGACUGGAUACCACCAGAGCCCGACUGUGUAAAGGUUAACACAGAUGAUGCGGUUGAUGUGAAUGGGGGAAUUUCAGCCAUUGGACUUGUGGCAAGAGAUCAGGACGGACUCGUGCUCGCCAGAAGUCGUAAGGGGCUGUGCAUCAGCUACGUGAGAAGAGAGGCCAACAAGGCUGCUCAUUGGUGUGCUCAGGAGGGCCUCAAGAGUGCCUCGGAUGUUAUUCUUUUUGAUGUAUUCCCUGAUUCUCUGAUAGUGCAAUCUGAUGAGGAGGGGGAGGGAGGUUACAUACUGGAGAGGAGUUGGUUGUGGUCGAAUUCGAAAAGCGGGACGGGGUCGAUGCAGGGGGUAAACGAGGCGGGUGAUAGGCGCCGGCGGACCGGCCCAAAUUUGGGCCGGUCCGCUCGCAGCCAUACGAUUUGGAUGAUGCUAACCGUAAGAUACACAACGGGCCGGUACAGAAAAGAUUCCCCUGAAUCUCGUCGCUUCUUUCAUCUCGCCGGCCGCACAAGCUCUCUGUUUGCUGCCAUACCACAAGCCCACGCGGCCCGCGCCGCCAAGCGGGCCGUCGCCGUCGUGUCCCCAUCCUUUCCAGCUCGAGCGCCGCCGCUGCCGCAACACUGUUCCGGUUGCACGCCGGAAUCGAAUCCGCUCGUCUCUUCUCGUCCGACUCCUCCCCGCCAGUCUCCGAGUUGCCGCCUGAAGCGGCGGGUCGGGUCGGAUUCAGAGAGGGACCUGCCACUCUCCACCUCGCCCUCCGGCGACGGCGGCGGCGACCUCGCUUGGCCGAACCACACCGACACGCCGGUACAUGGCGCACGAACUCUACUUAUUUGGACUGCAGAAAUGGUUUCUUGUGUUCAUGCACCGGACACAAGUUUUCCCACGCUCAAUCUUGUGAAGAACAACAACAACAACAACAACAACGAAAACCACACCACCGGUGGAAUAGGGAAGGUAUGCCGUAUGCUUACAGAUUUCCUUCGGAGUUGUUUGCCAACAAACAUAUCAACUGGAGAUGGUAUCAGCUUGAAGUUGAGGGCAUCCUUUGAUAUUAUACUCCACCUGACCAGAGGAUGACAAACCUUUCAAGCAGGAUAGUGCCCCACAAUCUUUGAUGGUUAAGUUGGUCAAUGCCUUGCAUGAGUGGAGCCUUAUGGUUAUUAAAGCUGAACACGUCAUUAUUUCAACUUCACUUAGCUCAAGCUCGUCUUCCUCAGAACAAUUGAAGUCAAUCUUAACAUCCUUCAGGGAGGACAUACCAAUCAAGGAUAGUUUCUUCAGAUAUGGCAGCUCCUCAAAUGGUGGCAGGGUCUUCAUUGCCGUACAGUUUUGGAGUUGGAGGCUUUCCAAAUUGCCGAGUGAGAAAUUUCCUCCCAACCAUGUUGGAGUAGCACCGGCAUAGUUUAUGACAAGAAGAUGUGCAAGGUCACCAUGUGGUUGAAGACCCUCGAUCACUUCUUUCUGAACAUCACUAUUUUCUCCCCAUGAGAGUGACAGUGUCCUCAGAUAUUCCUUAUCUUUAAUCAUUGCACUACUGGCCUCUGCCUUAUCUUUGACAUUCUCAAGACCAAGGAUACUAAGCGACCCUUUGAUGUCCUCUAAGUGUUCCAGCUGCGAAAUAUUAAAGUCACUCCCUUUUUGAGCC